AUGCUUCCCCUCCCUAGCCAACAUAUUUCAGCCAAGUUGGAUCAAUUGAAACAAGAGCAAGAACGGCUGUCGGCGAAGAGUCGUGAGCUCACAGAGCGCAGUAUGGCGGAGUUGGAGGCGUUGGAGGCCGAGGAGCGUGUGGAGGAGCAGGCCCAGACGCUGCCCCAAAGGCAAGCGGCUGGCGCGCCUAAUGCUUCCGUGCCUUCAUUCGAUUGGUCGUCCCUCGACGUGUACGAUUACCCUACUGCUUGGCUAGGUACUCCUGCGCCCCUGGGCAAUCCGGGUUCCUCCGGUGGAAUUCCUCCAACUUCUCAGGGCAACUCAAAUUCGUGA
Messenger RNA from Sordaria macrospora k-hell, 333 nucleotides. The record is from RefSeq and is a predicted model, not a curated record. NCBI's taxonomy places the organism in Eukaryota, Fungi, Ascomycota, Sordariomycetes, Sordariales, Sordariaceae.